CUGUUAAUGACUUCAUCCUCUAGGGGGCAGUCGAGUUUAUCAAUCCUCCAUUACAGUUUGACAGCGAACAAGAAAAUAAACUUCCUGAUAGCAAAGAUUUCCUGAGGUUCAGGCAGAUUACCCUGUGUUCACGCUGGGCGGAAAAAACGUUCACUGGUAGUUUUUGCCGAGUCGGUCGCUGAGUACACUUCUGCGUGAUAUAAUGGCUGAAUCGAGCACCAUGUUGUCAGACAACUCUUCCAUUGGGGAUGCAGUGUCUAGUAGAGAAGAUGUUGAAUCCAUUGAGGAUGAGGGUCUUUACUACAUUCCUGAGAGGAGACCAUCUCUUGACCUUGGACCGUCUCCUAUGGACACCAGUCAAUGGUAUUUUGUGGAUCAGGCCUUGACUCCGGCUCAGAGCUAUGAAAAAUUGACUAGUGAAGAGGAACCAGAAGGCGUGGCAGUCGAGGAGGAGCCCCCCUAUACAAGCGUCCGGCUGGAAAGAGUGGAUUCAUUUUCCAGCUGCUACUCCGUUGACAGCAAUGACUGUGAAAAGACGAUUCCUAAGAAAAAAAACAAAGAGGAAGUCACAGAGCCCUCGAACCAGCUCGAAUUAAUCCAAGAGCCAGAGGAAAUCAAGCAUCCAUCUUUGACCCUACAAUUCACUUUUAAGGCUUUGUGUGAGACCCUGAAGAAGCUGCAGGAAAAUGAUUUCAGGAUGUUCAAGUGGAAGCUGUGGAGUCAUUACCCGCAGCCUUUCAGCGCCUCUCAAAGCAUGGACAUCGUGGACCUUGUGGACCGACUGCUGGAGAGCUUCACCUGUGAAAUGUCUGUGCAGAUCACCAGAACCAUUCUCGUCAGCGUCAGUAAAAAAAAUGUUGCUGAACACCUGCGGAUGUUGUACAUCAAAAAUCAAAUACGUCAUGAAUUAUGUGAAUUGAUGAUACAGAAGUAUAGCGAAGUGUCGAUCACUGAAGGACAAACAAUGCCACUGGAUGACAUCUAUGUAGACGUCUCUACUUUGUCAUGUUUUGACAAUGGCCCAAAUAUUGAACAUGAGGUCAUGCAAAUAGCCAAGCCGUACACCAAGAAGAACCCAGGCAAACGGCAGUCGUUGGCAGAAACAGUCUCUCAGGAAUGGGUAACCAAGUCUCAUGCAAGGCAGGUGUAUCUCUAUGGACUGGCAGGAUCGGGGAAGUCCAUGUUUGUCAAAAAGCUUGCCCUUGACUGGGCUCGAGGGCGAUCACACCAGAAUUUCUCCUUUGUCUAUGUCAUAGCAAUCAGAGAGAUGAACGAGUAUUUAGAAACUAAGGUCUCUCUGAUGGAUAUAGUGAACAAACUGUACCCAAUGGCACAGAGGAUAAAAACAGAGGGCUUGAGGUAUGAAAACAAUGAAGCUUUAUUUAUCUUUGACGGUCUUGACGAGUACCCUGAGGAGUUUAACUUUAAUCGAACAGAGAUUCACUCUGAUGCCACUUGUCCCAUGACCAUGAGGGUUCUCCUGACUAACCUCCUCAGAGGCCGGUUUCUCAGCCGCUCCCGGUUCAUGAUAACGUCCCGGCCUCAUGCCGAUCGCUGCGCCCCGUGGGAUGGGCAUUAUGACGAGAUCGAAAUGGGCAGUUUCUCCGACGAAAACAAAGACGAGUAUUUCAGGAAGAGGUUUAAGGACCCAACUCAGGCAACCCGUGUCAUCGAGCACGUCAAGUCGGUGAAAACUCUCCAUAUCAUGUGCUGCCUGCCCUUGUUCUGCACGUUGUUGGCAGACGAGUGCCAACUCGUCUUCAGAGAGUCGAGAACGGAAGAAAAACUCCCCACGAACAUUACGUACAUGUACACAAAGCUCCUGCUGAAGCUUGUUCACAUUCGUAGAACAAGAGCUCCGGAUUUCAGUCCAGAGGAAGAGCUGAAGUUGCUCAUGGAUCUUGGGAAAUUUGCCUUUACCUUGCUGGAAAAGGGUCAGUUUCAUAUCAAGAGGACGAAAUGUCCUGAGAUCUCUCACAUAGAGGCAGUGAACAGAAGUGGCAUUUGCACGCAGUACAUGACAACUCCAUUCGUCCUGUGCCAUGAGGACGUGGUGUGCUUUCUCCACCCCACCAUGCAGGAGUACAUGGCUGCUCUCUAUGCAUACCUCUCCUUUAGGAACCACGACAAGAACAUUUUUGAUCAACCGAUAAAAUCCAAAUUCAGAUUGAGCACCAAGGGACACAAAAUAAUGGAGCUGUACAAGGCAGCAGUGGAGAAAAGCCUGCAAUGCCCAGAUGGCAAACUGGACAUGUUCUUGCGUUUCCUCUUUGGGAUGGGAUGCAAAACCAACCAAGAACUUCUCCUGCCGUUUCACAAGCCCCCUGCGAAGAUCCUAGACUUAGCUAAAGACUGUGCCUCUCUCAUCAAAAAGAACCAAGGAUCUCAGCAUCCAGAUCGGAGUAAGAACUUGCAGUGUUGCCUGAAGGAGUUGGAGAUGUGAGCCUUUGACUUGGCUCCAAGUCAAAGUAAAUAAAAUGGCCGAUCACUACGCAAGAAAACAAAGUAGUGCACUUUAGUAUCCGAGAAAAGUUGCAUGCAUGGGUAAGGCCCACUGGCAAUUUAUGUUUGAGUGGGAAGCCUAUUCAUAUAGUUUAGGAGCAUAUGAGGAAAAGCUGCUAAUUUAUGCGAAACACUAUCAGGAUAUUGUCUAAGUUAUCAGAUCUUCAUGUUUUCUCCCAUCUUCAGUGGUUUCAGUAGCUUCAUGAUUUUUCCGACAUGUUAACAUGUCAUAACCCCAAACCCCAGUGCUUUUUGUUGGGAUUUUGUUACACACAACAACCAAACAGGAGUAACAGUUUUGAGGAAAGGAAAUUGAUUAAUCAUUGUUGACCUUUUCUUUUAGAAAUGAUUUAAAACUCCCAAUUUCAUUUAGGGUUGGACUUUGAGCCAUUACCCUUCAUUAAUAUGAUAUAAACCAAGUCAUCCCAUCAUAGCACCGUUUUUAUGUAUAUAAAAAAAAUAACGUCACUUUCUAACCAGGGAAUUUCUGGAGGUGGGCUGAAUGCAAACACACACUUUCAAUAUUUAUUUAUUUUUUUUAAUACUUUAGCUUCACAGUUAUGUUGUGCUUAGUGUCUGUCACACAAAAUCCCAAUAAAAUGCAUUCAGGUUGCAGUGUGACAAAAUGUGAUCAAGUUGAAGGUGAAAUAAAACAUUUUUGCAAGGUGCUAUGUUUGAUUAAUCUGCAGAAACCCCGAAUAUUACUGAGCAGAAAUUUCCAGUCCAAAUGAAAGGUCUGGAAAAGGCAGCCCUCUAUCACUGUGAGUUUUCUCUUCUAAAGGCUGUGGCAGAGUUGUGCAUCCAAUGUCUCUUGCUGCCAUUUAUAGGUUUUCAGACGCUUUAGUUUUUUGCUAGCUCUGCAAGAUCACAUAGGGAGUAAUUAUAAAAAUGGUAAACAGCUUGAGUCACACAGGAAUGGAUUUUGGACACGAGUCUUAGAAUACAUCUGAAAGCAUGCUGUUAAAUUAAAGAUCAGAAUAUGUAAGAGUUUAGUCCUUCAGGCAAAACGGUACUUAAAUUUUCAGAAAACUUGAUCUGGACAGUCUCUAAGUUUUGAUUCAUUAUUUAAUUUAUUUUUUGUAAUAACAUAAUUAUCUGUUAGAUUAAAGAUUGACCUUGAAGGAGGAGCUCAUGGCAUGUAAUUAUUUUGAAAACGUUUUAAAACUAAAGUGGAAUCUGGUGUUUUAGGGUAAUUUUGUCUUUUAGCCUCCUCCCUUCCUCUUUGCAUUAAGUAAUAAAAUGUUCCAUUAGGAAACUGAUUCAACACUCAUUAUUACAUGUAUGUACAUUACAUGUGUGUAUCCUUUGCUGUCUGAAAGUUUGUGUUGUUGUGUAUAUAUAUAUGUGUGUGUGUGUGUGUGUUUGUAUGAAAGCAAUGCUACUGAAAAGAAAUCUUUAUCUCAAGUCUUUAUUCUUUGUCCCAUCGUGUGUUUGAUAAAAUAAGACUAUAAAACUUUCUAUUUUAAAUUUAUGAUAAAUAUCUAAAUUUCAUAUAAUCUGUGGCACAUUUAGUGACAAAAAUACAUAUAGCAUGUAUUUGUUGUAAAAUAACAGACAAGACAAAAUACCCAGAAUCAGAAUUUAUUGAAGAUUGUGUGAACAAAGAAUUUGACUUUGGUUUAAAGCACUCACAGCAUACAAACAUAAAAGUAUAAAUAUAUACACUUUAGAGGAAAUAAAAUGAAGAGUAAACACAUGUCUUUACAACCAUUUCUUACUCUUUUUGGUACAUGUACCUGACUACUCUGGCCUAAUUAUGCGCAAGCAUUGCAAAAAUGUCCGCUUAAAUGCAAUAAAGAAAUAACUUGUGGGAGACAAAAGCAUGUUUUACAUUACCCAAGUCUCCAUCUCACACAUAUUUAAGGUUUUAUUUAAAUUUUUAAAAAAGCAUAAUAUCAGCAAACAAAACAGAAGAGUGAAAAGCUUAGUGAUUUAUUUUUGUAAUAUUUUGUUUUUACACAGAAGUCAAUGUAAAGUGCCUCAGUGCUGCAUUUAGAUGAGCGCUUGUUUACCUUUCAAAGUCCUCUAGAUAUUUCUCUCAGCCUCCAGCCAGUGUUUUGCAUUGUACCUUUUUUCUCUUCUCCACACUACUUCUGUAGGUAAAGAAACUCUUCUACCAGAACGACAUACAGUUCAUGUUAAAAGUGCAUAUUGUAAAAUGAACUUUGCUCAGCAGGUGCCUUGAGUGCCUCUAUUGUUUCCCACUACAAUCAGUGUCUGCCAACUUUAUAAACUUCUGUGCCAUUCCUACUGCAUUUAUUACAACACAGCUAAAGUUGGAACUAAAGUCCUCCAAUGCGACGUUUUUCAGGAGCAAAUUCUUCUGUAGGACCAAUCCCUCCAUUAAAGAUGAUCUAAAACAAGAUUUGUUUGCAAUCAGAACCAAGUUGAAAGCAGAAAUGCAAAUGAUUUAAAUGUUAUGGUGUAACGUCUAUUAAAAUGUUGAAGUGA
Xiphophorus couchianus (Monterrey platyfish) is the source of this 4953-nucleotide messenger RNA. RefSeq names its product NLR family, CARD domain containing 3-like 1 (gene nlrc3l1). Bases 203 to 2443 code for a protein of 746 amino acids. The transcript is spliced from 7 exons. The record is from RefSeq and is a predicted model, not a curated record. NCBI's taxonomy places the organism in Eukaryota, Metazoa, Chordata, Actinopteri, Cyprinodontiformes, Poeciliidae.